This is a messenger RNA of Salarias fasciatus (jewelled blenny), 1599 nucleotides long. Its product is annotated as brain-derived neurotrophic factor. The transcript has 2 exons. Gene Ontology annotation, molecular function: growth factor activity; nerve growth factor receptor binding. The record is from RefSeq and is a predicted model, not a curated record. Gene Ontology annotation, biological process: modulation of chemical synaptic transmission; positive regulation of peptidyl-serine phosphorylation; nerve development. Gene Ontology annotation, cellular component: axon; synaptic vesicle; dendrite. Bases 364 to 1173 code for a protein of 269 amino acids. Lineage: Eukaryota; Metazoa; Chordata; Actinopteri; Blenniiformes; Blenniidae.
UUGUCAUAUAGGCGCUGUUAUCCUGGAAGGAAAUGUCCGACCAAUAUGUGAUCAAAUAUUAACAGGACUGGUUUGGCAAGGGGUGGGAAAAUACACGUGACAAGACGCGGGGAAGCAGCAGAGUGGAGAAAAAAAAAAAGCAGUCUAAAGUGGGCACUCAAACAAAAGUAUAUAGAUAUUUUCUUGCCCCCUCAUAGUUACCCUGGCUGUGUUAUGCUUUCAGCACGUUGGACAGAGGCACCGGAGUCGUGCAUGGACUAAAACGCCGAGUGGACGCCAACUCUCUUUCUCUCUUUUCCCAGCCCCCCUUUGCCAAACCUGGGAUUGUUUUUUCAACUUUUGUUCCACCAGGUUAGAAGAGUGAUGACCAUCCUGUUCCUUACUAUGGUUAUUUCAUACUUCAGUUGCAUGAGAGCUGCGCCCCUGAGAGAUGCCCCGGGCAUGCGGGGCCAUCGGACGGAAGGCUACUUGGGCGCCGCCGCGACGGCCGCACGGGGCCACGGGACUCCACAGAGUGGCGGCGGGCCGGGCCAGCGCGUGGAACUGCCCUCGCUCACAGACACGUUUGAGCAAGUGAUAGAGGAGCUACUGGAAGUGGAUGGCGAGGCGGCGCAGCUGGGACAGGGGGCCGAUAAGAGCCAGGGAGGUGGGGGCCCGUCGUCCGUGGUCGCCCCGGAGACCAAGGAUGUCGACCUGUACGACUCGCGGGUGAUGAUCAGCAACCAAGUGCCUUUGGAGCCGCCGUUGCUCUUUCUUCUGGAGGAAUACAAAAACUAUCUGGACGCCGCCAACAUGUCCAUGAGGGUGCGGCGACACUCCGACCCCUCGCGGCGCGGAGAGCUCAGCGUGUGUGACAGUAUUAGCCAGUGGGUGACGGCUGUGGAUAAAAAGACGGCGAUAGACAUGUCUGGGCAGACAGUUACCGUCAUGGAAAAGGUCCCCGUCCCCAAUGGCCAACUGAAGCAAUACUUUUAUGAGACCAAAUGCGGCUCCUCGGGGUACACGAAGGAGGGCUGCAGAGGAAUAGACAAGCGGCAUUAUAAUUCCCAAUGCAGGACAACCCAGUCCUACGUGCGAGCGCUCACCAUGGAUAGCAAAAAGAAGAUCGGCUGGCGGUUUAUAAGGAUAGACACUUCAUGUGUAUGCACAUUGACCAUUAAAAGAGGGAGAUAGUGUAUAAAAUGUAUAGAUUUUAUUGAAGAGUUUAAAAAAGAGAAUAAAGAGAAAAUAUCUAUUUGUAUAUAUACAUAACAGGGUAAAUUAUUCCGUCAAAUGAAAAUUUUAUGGACUGCAUGUAAAAAAAGAUGAAGUUUAUACAGUAAAAGUGAUACUACAGUCUAUUUAUUGAACAUAUUCAUGACCUUGUAAACAAUUAAAAAAAAUCUGAUCAGUCAUUUGCGCCCAGUUUAAAUUACUAUAUCACGUUUCUCAAGACAUUGUGACUUGUUUACGUUGCCAAGAAAACGGAGGGAAAAAAAAAGAAAAAGAAAACGAGGCAAGGAAUGAGAGGACCGUUCCAUCUUCAAAAGCUUGCAUGCUGCUUCAAUUGUGAAUUGAGAAAUUCUCCACUGACAAAAAAAAAAGGAUACAAUGCUGACC